UUUUCCUGUCAUUGGUACUUUGACUGCUAAAGCAAAGAAAUGCUUCAGAAAGGAUGGACCUCGAGGUUACCCCCUUGGUGAUGAGCCAGACGAGGUCUUUGACGUCACUGACGACAGGAUGUCAGAUACAGACACCGUUGUGACCCAGCUCCUGGAGCCAGCAAGGAAACUCACAAAGUCGAUGGUCACCAUUCUUGAUCUAGGAUCCGGAGCAGGAUGUUUAACUAGAGCGUUGCGCAGGCAUUUCCCAGACGCAGAAAUAUACGGUGUUGACUACAGCGAAGUUGCAACAACCAAAGCCAUUGCAGCCGCCAAAGCUGAAGGCAUCAAAAACGUGAAGUUUCUAAAAGAGGACGCGACAUCUUUACCCGCAGACUGGAAAGGCAAGUUUGACUGGGUGAUCUUGUAUGACCUUCUUCAUGAUCUGGCUGAUCAUGUUAGUGUCAUGAAGGAGGUUAAUCGCGUCUUGAAGGACGGAGGUGUCGCAUCCAUCACGGACCCGGAAGUACACAGUAACCACAGGGAUAACGUCGGUGAUAGUUACGUGGCAGGUGUGGGAUACGCCCUUAGUUCCGUAUCAUGUCUCCCACGCAGUGUGGCGAUAGAAGGUGGAGCUGGAUACGGCGUAGGUUGGGGAACCGAAAACAAAAAAAGUUUUUAACCGGUUCUGGCUGGCAUGUUAAGGACA
Messenger RNA from Mizuhopecten yessoensis (Yesso scallop), 688 nucleotides. RefSeq names its product demethylmenaquinone methyltransferase-like. The coding region runs from base 119 to 661 and encodes 180 amino acids. The transcript has 3 exons. NCBI's taxonomy places the organism in Eukaryota, Metazoa, Mollusca, Bivalvia, Pectinida, Pectinidae. The record is from RefSeq and is a predicted model, not a curated record.